Molecule: messenger RNA, 723 nt
Organism: Entrophospora candida
Lineage: Eukaryota; Fungi; Glomeromycota; Glomeromycetes; Entrophosporales; Entrophosporaceae
Source: the annotation of a GenBank genome assembly
AUGAAAAGAGAAGAAGCCUGUAAAGUUCUUCAGGAGCCAUUACAAAAACUAAUUUAUUCUUCGUCAUCAAGUCAUACCAUCAACAAUAAUAAAUUUAUUGUACAUUCAAUCAUAUUUGAAAUAUGGCAACUUUAUCUUAAUCCAGAAGGUGUUUAUCAACACAGAGAAUUAAAUUUAGAUGUUAUCUUUCAAUUGAAUUCUGAGCUUUAUACAAAACUUAUUGAAUUGUUGGAAUUAGAUCAGGAACUAAUUAGAACCUUAUAUAUGAUUCCACUUUCCAGUAAUCCAAUGUAUGGAAUUAAACAUGUAAUAAUACCAUCACUUAAUGUUUCAAAUAGUCUUAAUGAUGAUAAAAAACACGAUUUAAUUGAUUUUAUUCAAAAUUUAUUAUCAUACCAUUAUAAUGAUAUCAUUGAAGAUUUACAAUUAGAUGCAAAUAGGAAGAAACAAAACAAUUAUAAAACAUUAAACUUACUUAUAAAUUUCAUUGAUGAGAUAGCAUUUCCUUUCAAAGAAGAUUAUGAUGAGUAUCAAUCAACUCAACUAAGAUUGGCAAAAUCCUUUAUCACUCAAAAUGUUGUAAUAAAUCUCAAAUCAUCAGGUAAAUGUUCAUCUAAAUUUUUGGAAUAUAUUGAUCAAUAUGAUCUUGAAAAAUAUAAUAUUUCUACAAGAUCCCAGAAAAGUUAUUCAAAAGAAAUAUCAACUAGGCUAGCAAAAUGGUAA